Molecule: messenger RNA, 627 nt
Organism: Paramecium pentaurelia
Lineage: Eukaryota; Ciliophora; Oligohymenophorea; Peniculida; Parameciidae
Source: the annotation of a GenBank genome assembly
AUGGUAUAUGUUUAUAUUGAUUAGCUUCCAUAAGAAAUUAAAAAGCAUUUUAAAUACACAUAAGAUCCACUUAAUCCAUAAAAUUAUGCUAAGUUUAGUGAAAUUAAACUCUAUAUAGAUCAAUAUAAUGAUGAUCAUAUAGAUUAGUUAAAAAUUCAAGAAAUCAUUGGAACUAAAUUCAUAAUGUAAAGUGAUUUAUAAGCAUUAUAAAUUGCCUGGGAAGCAGAUCAUAGACCUAAAGAAAUCUUAGAUGAAAUUAGAGCAAGAGAAAUGAGAUGUAAAGACAGAGCAUUUAUAUAAAAAUCAUCCUAAUUAACUAAAGGUGUAUUCCAAGAAAAAAAAUAAGAGUCCAUUAAAGAAUAUGAAAAAAGUGUUAAUUUUGGAUUGUCAUUCAUUUUUAGCAUCUUUGCAAGUGGAUUAUUAGGUUAUUAUCUUGGAAUUUACUUUUUCCAACUUACAUAUGAUUAAUCAUUAGCAUUAGCAGCAUUCUUUUUGAUUGGGGCUUUGAUAGUAGAAACUGGAUUAUAUAUAGUAAAAAUAAUGAAGGAAGAUAGGAUCAGAAAAAUUAAUUAGAGAUAGAAUAAUAAAUAAAAUAAGACAUUCCCAACUAAAUUUAAAAAAGAAUGA